Messenger RNA from Ochotona curzoniae (black-lipped pika), 1962 nucleotides. RefSeq names its product premelanosome protein (gene PMEL). The record is from RefSeq and is a predicted model, not a curated record. Gene Ontology annotation, cellular component: melanosome. The coding region runs from base 1 to 1962 and encodes 653 amino acids. Gene Ontology annotation, biological process: melanosome organization. Lineage: Eukaryota; Metazoa; Chordata; Mammalia; Lagomorpha; Ochotonidae. The transcript is spliced from 12 exons.
AUGGUCCUGAUGCUGAGAAGGUGCCUCCUCCAUCUGGCUGGGAUGAGUGUCCUGCUGGCUGCAGGGGCCACAGAAGGACCCACCGACCAGGAGUGGCGUGGUGUCUCAAGGCAGCUCAGAACCAAAGCCUGGAACCGGCAGCUGUAUCCAGAGUGGACAGAAGUCCAGGGCUCUGACUGCUGGAGAGGUGGCCAAGUGGCCCUAGAAGUUAUCAAUGAUGGACCUACCCUGAUCGGAGCAAAUGUCUCCUUCUCUAUCGCCCUGCACUUCCCGGAGAGCCAAAAGGUCCUGCCAGAUGGGCAGAUUGUCUGGGCCAAUGACUCUGUCGUCAAUGGAAGCAACGUGUGGGGAGGCCAGCCAGUGUACCCCGAGGAGUCUGACGACAGCUGCAUCUUCCCGGAUGGUGGACCCUGCCCAGCUGGCCCUGUGUCUCAGAGGAGAAGCUUCGUAUAUGUCUGGAAGACCUGGGGCCAGUACUGGCAAGUUCUAGGGGGCCCAGUGUCCAGGCUGAGCAUUGGGUCAGGCCAGGCAACGCUGGGCUCACACACCAUGGAGGUGACCGUCUACCACCACCGGGGGCCCCGCAGCUAUGUGCCCCUCGCUUACUCCAGCUCCGCCUUCACCAUCACCGACCAGGUGCCCUUCUCUGUAAGUGUGUCCCAGCUGCAGGCCUUGGAUGGUGAGAACAAGCACUUCCUGAGAAACCAGCCUCUGACUUUCGCCAUCCAGCUCCACGACCCCAGUGGCUAUUUGGAUGGUGCUGACCUCUCCUACACCUGGAACUUUGGAGAUGACACUGGAACCCUGAUCUCUCGAGCACUUGUGGUCACUCACACUUACCUGGUGCCUGGCCCUGUCACUGCCCACGUGGUGCUGCAGGCAGCCAUCCCUCUCAGCUCCUGUGGCUCCUCCCCAAUUCCAGGUACCACUGAUGGGCACCUGCCAACUUCAGAUGCCCCUGGCACCACAGCUAGGCAAGUACCUACUGCAGAAGUUGUAGGUACCACACCUGGUCAGGGACCUACUACAGAACCCUCUGGAAGCACAGCUGGGCAGGUGCCAACCACAGGGGGUGCAGGUGCUACAACCCAGCAGUCAUCAACCUCGAAAGUCACGGGCACCACACCUGCAGAGGGUCCUGGGACGACACCUGUGGUGGUGUGGACCUCAGAACUCGCUGGAACUACAGCUGCACAGGUAGCUACCACGGGGCUGGUAGACCGCACAGCUGGAGAAUUAGCCACCUUAGAGCCCGAGGCUCCAGGCGCCAGCCCACUUGUGCCCACAGAAGUUAUUGCAGGGAGCCCUGGCCCUGUACUGAAUGACACGGCCUCCCUAGUGCUGGUAAAGAGACAAGCGCCCCUGGACUGUGUGCUGUAUCGCUAUGGUUCCUAUGCCCUCAGCCUCAACAUUGUCCAGGGCAUUGAGAAUGCAGAGAUCCUGCAGGCCGUGCCAUCCAGUGAGGGGGAUGCAUUUGAACUGACUGUCUCCUGCCAAGGCGGGCUGCCCAACGAAGCAUGUAUGGACAUCUCAUCACCAGGGUGCCAGCCCCCUGCCCAGCGGCUAUGCCAGCCUGUGCCACCCAGCCCAGCCUGCCAGCUGGUUCUGCACCAGGUACUGAAUGGUGGCUCAGGAAUCUACUGUCUCAAUGUGUCUUUGGCUGAUGCCAACAGUCUGGCCAUGGUCAGCACCCAGCUUGUCAUGCCUGGUAGCGUUGGGGUUCUGCCCAUAGGUCAAGAAACAGGUCUGGGGCAGGCUCCUCUGUUUGUUGGGCUCCUGAUGGUGUUGAUGGCUGUAGGGCUUGCCUGUCUGGUCUACAAGCGCAUGCUCAUGAAGCAGGGCUCUGCUCUUGCCACACCUCAGCUGCCCUAUGCCAGCAUCCAGCGUCUGCAUCUGCCCAGGCUCUUCCGUGCUUGUGCCACCAAUGAGAACAGCCCCCUCCUGGGCGGGCAGCAGGUCUGA